CUACGGUACAACUUUGUUUUUAUAUUCGGGAUCGAUGCUUUUAUGGGCUUUGCUUUUUGAUCAGGUCUGAUUUAGCGAAUCUGGGUCUCUGUUUCAACUUAAUUUGGCUCUGAAAACACUUUAUCUUUUUCCUCCGCUUCGGUGCUUUUGUGGGUUUUGCUCUAAUUUAUGUGUCUGUUGUUUGUUUUAAUGAUCAAAGAGGUGAAUUGAAUCGAAUGUAUUUGUUGGUAUCUUUCAAUUUCUCAAGUUUGUUGAAUCUUCAGUUUGAUACUGUGAUCUGAAAUAUCUGAGCUUUAUACUUUACCCCGUCGUGUUGGUAACGACAAUGUAUGUAUCUGGGCUCUUGUCAUUGGUUCAUACUUAGGAUAAUGAAUUUCUAAGUUCCAUCUUUAAUCUUUGUGUGUUUCUUGGUGUUUGAUCUUGUACGUAUCUGAUUUGCCAGGAAACUAUGAUGAUUGAGAUGUUCUUGAUUUUUACAUCUGCUUCAACAGUUUUUGAGAGUCAAUAUUGAAAAUGCAGCUCUUUUGCUCUCCUUUCAGGUUUCACUACGUUGAGCAUGGAAGGGGAGAAUACUAUUAUGGAAGAAGCAGUUGUUAUGGAAGAUUCCUAUGAUGAUGGAUUUAGCUGUGGAGAUGCACAAGUUGAGCCUCGUGUUGGAGAUGAGUUUCAGGUCGAGAUUCCUCCUAUGAUGUCUGCAUCUGAGCGUGCUGUGUUUCUUUCCACUCCUGUUGCUGCUUUGGAUGAUUCUUCUUACUCCUUUCUCGUCGGACUACCUGUCCAAGUAAUGUGGAUUGACAAACGUAGAAGAGGACAAGGAAAUGGAGAUGAUAACGUUGACAUGAACCAAUCUUUGAAAUCUUUAAGAGCCAAGAAAAGCCGUUGCUCUGCCAAGAACAGAGGCAAGAAGAGUGACAAGAGUUCUGAAUCCAAGAAGCAAAGACUGAAUCUUGAGGCUGUUCCUGCGAUACCGUCCAGUUCUUGGGAAGAUGUUGAAGUGGCUAGCUUUGUUCUUGGUCUGUAUACAUUUGGGAAGAACUUUACUCAGGUGAAGAGUUUCAUGGAGACCAAAGCAAUAGGAGAGAUUGUGUUGUUUUACUAUGGGAAGUUCUACAACUCUGCUAAGUUCCACAGUUGGUCUUCAUCUCGCAAGAAACGGAACCGGAAAUGUGUGUAUGGAAGAAAGCUCUAUUCAGGUUGGAGGCAACAACAGUUGCUAACCCGUUUGAUGCCUUCUAUUCCUGAUGAAGCUCAGAAGAAGAUGCUCGUAGAUGUCUCAAAGUCAUUUGCUGAAGGUAAUAUCACUCUGGAGAAAUACGUAAACACAGUGAAGAAUCUUGUGGGUCUCAAGCUUCUGGUAGACGCUGUGGCGAUUGGUAAAGAAAAAGAAGAUCUCUCAAUUCCUACAUCAACACCAAUGAAGACCAAACCAUGGUUUACGGUUUCUUCAAAACCUUCCUCGGUCCCGGGCUUAGGGGAUUACAAUUCACUCACAUCUGCUGGCAUUAUAAAACAGUUAACUGGCGGCAGUUCACGUCUGAGCAAGGCCCGUUGCAAUGAUAUAUUCUGGGACGCUGUAUGGCCGCGUUUGCUAGCCAGAGGAUGGCGUUCAGAGCAGCCUGAGGACCAAGGCUAUUUAAGAUCUAAGGAUUACAUUGUUUUCAUUGUCCCUGGCGUGAAAAAGUUUUCAAGACAGAAGCAUGUCAAAGGCGAUCAUUACUUUGAUUCCGUCAGUGAUAUUCUAACAAAGGUUAUUUCAGAGCCUGAGCUUCUUGAGUUUGAAACAGGAGGAGAGAUCAGAGAAGCGACCGCCAAUGGAUUCGUUGUUGCAGAGAACUCUUCUGACCAAUCAGAUGAAGAGUCUUCCCCAUCUGGUAGUCAAAGAUACCGUUACCUCAGGUCUCCAUGCUCUAACCGUGGAACUCUGGGAAUGAAAUUCACUGUUGUGGACACUAGUUUGGCUGCUGGAGGAGGGAAGUUGUGUGAAUUACGAAAUCCUCAUUCAGUGUCUUUAGUUUCUGAGCCAAAGACUCGACUAGGAGGUAAAGAUUCUUCUGCGCCUAAAAUUUCCCUGGAGAAUCAGAAUGUGGAAAAGUCUCAAGUGAGGCCUCUAGAAGUCAAGAACCAAGUAAAUGAGGAAAUGCGAUUCACGAUUAUUGAUACGAGUGUAGACCACAGUGGAAAGGUAUCUGGGUUUAGGAGAUGGAGACAUUUACCAAGUGAUGACACUAAAAGUGGUUAUGUAGGUGCUGAUUCUCCUAUAAAGGAGGAGAAGGCUUUGGGGAAGGUUAAGGAUCGAUCAAAGAGGUCUAAGCACAGGUCUACGUCUACCCCUCGAGCAGAAACUAGCUAUCAUUCAGUAAAUUCUGCACCAUAUUUAAAACGCAGACGGCUCAGUGCUUGCAUUUCAAGAGAAAGUCCAGUGUCCAAACAUUUACCGGGUGAUGAUGACACAAAAAACACUGUUUGUCUUGAAUCAGAGCAGAAAGAUACAUGUGCAGUCCAACACCAAAAUAGCAGUUGUGAAGAGAUGAAUGAGGACAAAGAGAUAUAUGAAACCAAGUUGUCGGUUGAGCAUAUGAACUUAAAGUCUGAUGAACCAGUGAAGAUUGAAACUGGGCCGUCUUCUCCGCCUAUUGAGAUUCACGAAGCGUCAGAGAUUGAACCAAGUGGGUUAAAUUCUUCUAUCUCCGGUGUAGACAAGCACUAUUCUCCAGAGAAGAUAAGAACACCCCAAAAACACAUUUUUUCAGAUCAAGAACCAAAGAGGGUCUGGUCAGUGUCAGAGUCAGAAAAGAAACGCCCUUCCAAUGAUAUGGAACAAAAGCAAGCAGUUGAGCUCCCUUCGUUGUCAGGCUCAAAUACUAAUAGAUGUUCUUCCAAUGGCCUCGGAACUACUCAAGAAGUGGGUUCAUCUGAACAACAACACGACCAACAGAUUAAUACAGAUGGUCCAAGAAGACAGAGCACAAGAAAACGACCAUUGACCACCCGGGCCCUGGAAGCUCUUGAAUCCGGAUUUCUUACAACCAAGAAAAUGAAAAGCACAAGUAAACCAGAGCCGAGAAAACGUGAAGGUUCAACGAAGAAAAAGCGCUCCGCUAAAGCGUGUAACAGAAAUGGGAGUGCAGAUUCGGAGCACAGAAGAGAAGAUAGAAGCAGUUAUGUAAAGAAAGCACCAGUAAGUAAGCCCUUGGAUCAGAUAGAGGAUUCAAAGCCUAGCUAUCUUCUCAAUGAAGCAAGAGCUGAGAGUAAGGCUCUUGAUCGAAUACAGGAUUCAAGGCCAGUCCUAACCGAAUACCCUAAACUUCCACCGAUUGUUUUGAAGUUUCCAUUCAGGCGUGGCUAAGGAGCUUCAGGGACUUAAGUCUGAAAGUUUUUGACCAUUGGGGUGUGGGAAGAUUGGCCUUGCUGAAGAAUAAAUGUGUAUAGAAGAGAUGUUUUUACAAGGUUUUAUUCCAUAAUCUUUGCUAUUUUUCUUAUUAUUUUCAUUGUUAGUCAGAACUCAGAAGUAAUGUUUCUAUUAUUGGUUUGCUUGGGAGUUAUUUAAAGAAACUUUUCAUAUGGACUAAUAGUAAUGAUGGUUAUGU
This is a messenger RNA of Camelina sativa (false flax), 3587 nucleotides long. NCBI's taxonomy places the organism in Eukaryota, Viridiplantae, Streptophyta, Magnoliopsida, Brassicales, Brassicaceae. The record is from RefSeq and is a predicted model, not a curated record.